CGCCAGAGCGCAACCCCAAAGACCCCGAUCGGUCUCGCCGACUCGACCUCCAUCUCCGUCUCUCCUCGCCAUCAUCGUCUCAAGGAUUUCUUGCCUCCUCCUUCCCUUCCCUCUUCUCCUCCAUGGAUGCAGCGGCGGUAACAGCGAUAGGUCGAUCUAGAUAGCUUCGUCUUCUAUCAAUCUCACCUAAUUAUCUUAUCUCCACCUCGAAAUAGAAAACCCUAGAGAGAUGAUCGGCACGAUCCUCCCCCUUCCGGCCCCGCCAUCCGACGGCAACCUUGGCCCCAUUCCCCUCGCCCAGAUCACCGACGAGAACAAGGAUGACAAGAAGCUCAAAGAGCAACCGCCCGCCGCCGCCGCCCCCCCGGCGCCGGUGGCAACCCACACGAGAACCAUUGGCAUCAUCCACCCGCCUCCCGACAUCCGGAUGAUCAUCGAGAAGACGGCCACCUUCGUCGCUAAGAAUGGCCCCGAGUUCGAGAAGCGCAUCCUCGCCAACAACGCCGGCAACGCUAAGUUCAACUUCCUUAUCCCCUCCGACCCCUACCACGCCUACUACCAGCACCGUGUCUCCGAAUUCCGCUCCCAGCAGCAGCAGCCCCCCGCCGCUGACUCCGACUCCUCCUCUCAGCAGCAGCAGCUGCAGCAGCCGCCUCCUUCCCCCGAUUCCGCCCCCGCUGCACCUUCCGGCGAUUCCGCCGCCAAGCCCGACCCCGCCGCCCCGUUCCGCAUCCCCGCUCGGAAGGUCCUCGAGCCGCCCGAGGCCGAGCAGUACACAGUCCGGCUCCCGGAGGGGAUCACCGGGGAGGAGCUCGACAUCAUCAAGCUCACCGCCCAGUUCGUCGCUCGGAAUGGGAAGGGCUUCUUGAAUAAUCUCUCGAACCGGGAGGCGACCAACCCGCAGUUCCACUUCCUGCGGCCGACCCACAGCAUGUUCACCUUCUUCACCGCGCUCACCGACGCCUACUCGAAGGUGCUGAUGCCGCCCAAGGGGGUGACGGAGAAGAUACGGAGCAGCGCGCGUGACAUGACGACGGUGCUCGAGCGGUGCCUGCACCGCCUCGAGUGGGAGCGCUCGCAGGAGCAGGCGAGGCAGAAGGCCGAGGAUGAGAUCGAGCAGGAGAGGCAGCAGAUGGCGAUGAUCGAUUGGCAUGAUUUUGUCGUGGUGGAGACCAUUGAGUUUGCAGAUGAUGAGGAUGAAGAGCUGCCGGUGCCAAUGACGCUGGAGGAGGUCAUAAGGAGGAGCAAGAUGUCGGUUUUGGGUGAAGAGGAAGCCAUGGAAACAGCGGAACCAGGAAAGGAGAUGGAGAUGGAGAUGGAUGAAGAGGAGGUCCAGCUUGUAGAAGAAGGCAUGAGGGCAGCAAGACUUGAAGAUGGUGGCCGGGCUGAGAAGAAGGGUGAAGCAGAGGCGACGGCGGCACCUACUGAUGAACCAGAGCCUCCAAUGAGGAUAGUGAAGAACUGGAAGAGGCCCGAGGAGAGGAUACCUGCUGAAAGAGACCCGACCAAGUUUGUGAUCUCGCCGAUCACCGGCGAGCUGAUUCCGGUCAGUGAGAUGGCCGAGCAUAUGCGUAUUUCACUCAUAGACCCCAAGUACAAGGAGCAGAAGGAGAGGAUGAUGGCAAAGAUCCGGGAGACUACUCUUGCUGCGGAUGAUGAGAUCUCUAGAAACAUUGUGGGGCUUGCGCGAACCCGUCCCGAUAUUUUUGGCACUACAGAGGAAGAAGUCUCUAAUGCCGUGAAGGCUGAAAUUGAGAAGAAAGACGAGCAGCCGAAGCAGGUCAUUUGGGAUGGGCACUCUGGUAGCAUUGGGCGAACUGCGACUCAAGCUUUGUCGCAGAAUCUUUCUGGUGAGGAACAAGCUGAUACUAUCAGUGACGAUGGGAGGACCCUUCCAGGCCCUGCUCCGCCUCCGAGACCUGGUGUACCAUCAGUGCGCCCUCUCCCGCCCCCACCACCUGGAUUAGCUCUGAAUAUUCCUCGUUUUCCUCCGAAUGUGGCCCCUUACUCUGCUCCUGCUACUAGUGGGGGAAUGAUGCUGCCACCACCAAGGCCAGGAAUUAUGUCGAUGGCUCCAUCUGUGAGGCCUGCAGCUCCACCGAUGUCUCUGGCUUCAAACCAGCAGCCUGUUAUGAUGAGCAGGCCACCGAUGCCCCAGGGGAUCUCGGUGUCACCUUCUAUGCCCAUACCGCCACCACCUGGAUCGCAGUUCACUCCUUUGAUGGCUCCCCGACCAUUUGUUCCUAUGCCCAUGCCACCUCCUAACAUGCCAACUGUCCUGCCGCCUCCUCUCCCACAAGGAUUGCCACCUCCACCUCCUCCUGAGGAGGCUCCUCCACCUCUACCUGAUGAGCCAGAGCCAAAGAGGCCAAGGACUGAUGAUGUUUCUCUCAUACCAGAGGAUCAUUUCCUCACUCAACAUCCUGGACCUGCUCGCAUUUCUGUAUCUGUUCCUAAUGUUGAUGAGGGGAACUUGAAAGGCCAGCUUCUGGAGAUCACAGUACAGUCCUUGUCUGAGACUGUUGGCAGUCUUAAAGAGAAGAUUGCUGGAGAGAUUCAGCUUCCUGCUAAUAAGCAGAAAUUGAGCAGCCGGGCAGGUUUUCUAAAGGACAACCUUACACUUGCUUAUUACAACAUUGGUCCUGGAGAAACGUUAUCUCUUGCUCUAAGGGAGCGUGGUGGCAGAAAGAAAUGAUCUCUCCUUCUUUCAUGUUGCAAGGUUGCUUUGGAAGAAGUGGAGUUGUCGGUUACAAAAUAAUAUUUGGGUCUGUAUAAGGUGGCACAAUUAGUUGGAUUUGUAUGAUGUGGAUUUCUCAGAACUAUGUUUGGUAGGUGGAUUGGAACUUAUCCAUUAUUAGUAGCUGAUGAAAUUCAUGAUUUUUAAUGCAGAUGUGAAAUGUGGAUGUAAUCAUGCUCUGAUGUGUUAUGGUGGAAUGUUAUGUAUUCCCCAAAGUGCAAGCUAAUCAUGACUUGAUCAGUUUCUGUCACCAUACUCUUGUCGCCUUCUGAUUUUCAGUUUCUUUCUCUUUUUGUUGAAA
Messenger RNA from Phoenix dactylifera (date palm), 3038 nucleotides. The record is from RefSeq and is a predicted model, not a curated record. Lineage: Eukaryota; Viridiplantae; Streptophyta; Magnoliopsida; Arecales; Arecaceae.